This is a messenger RNA of Colletotrichum paranaense, 339 nucleotides long. RefSeq lists its product as uncharacterized. The annotation marks the transcript as partial. The transcript is spliced from 3 exons. Lineage: Eukaryota; Fungi; Ascomycota; Sordariomycetes; Glomerellales; Glomerellaceae. The record is from RefSeq and is a predicted model, not a curated record.
AAUCCUUUCCAGCCUGUCGGAAGCGGAGAGUCAAAUGCAGUGGCACCCGGCCAAGAGGGACUUUCUGAGCGGCAGGCCCAGAAGCAGGCACUUUUUCGCACGUCCAGAGCCUACCGAAGCGCCCACAAUGUCUUGAAGUUGAUCCAAUCGAGCGAGGACAGAGUUGUUCAAGACCUUGUACACCAAUUGAGAGACUCCACGGACCUUGACGAUACCAUCGAGUCGAUUGGAAAUGCGGAUCUUAUGGUUAAAGGGGCAGACGAAGAAACCCGUGAGAUUCUCCAUGAGUGGAGAGGCUUCAACCAUUGGGAAAGACUGCUCACUAUUUCUCGCCCAUAG